Messenger RNA from Epithele typhae, 996 nucleotides. Its product is annotated as NAD-P-binding protein. Bases 1 to 996 code for a protein of 331 amino acids. The record is from RefSeq and is a predicted model, not a curated record. The transcript is spliced from 5 exons. Gene Ontology annotation, molecular function: oxidoreductase activity, acting on the CH-OH group of donors, NAD or NADP as acceptor. Lineage: Eukaryota; Fungi; Basidiomycota; Agaricomycetes; Polyporales; Epitheliaceae.
AUGCCGGCAGUCACUUCGGGCAAGGUCCUCAUCACCGGCGCGAACGGCUAUAUAUCUGCCUGGACAGUCAAAGCUUUCCUCGACGCCGGGUUUUCCGUCCGAGGCACAGUCCGCGAGGAACGAAAGGCCGAGCACCUUAAGAAGGUCUUCAGCACAUACGGCGAUCGAUUCGAGAUCGCCCUCGUCCCCGACAUGACCCUCGACGACGCGUUCGACGCGGCCGCGGCCGGCACCAGCGCGAUCGUGCACACCGCCUCCCCCGUGCACCUCGGCGCCGUCGAGCCCGCGGAGAUGCUCGUCCCCGCCGAGCGCGGCACCGUCUCCGCCGCGCGCGCCGCCGCGCGCACGCCCUCCGUCCGCCGCCUCGUCCUCCUCUCCUCCUUCGCCGCCGUGCUCGACCCGCGCGUGCCCGGCGACCCGGGCGAGGUCGCGCGGCGCGGGGCCGCGAGCACGGGCCUGAACAAGUACCGCGCGAGCAAGGUCGCGGCGGAGCGCGCCGCGUGGGCCGCCUACGAGGAGGCGAAGGCGGAGGGCGGGGGAGCGUGCGCGUGGGACCUUGUGGUCGUGAACCCGCCGUGGGUGUUUGGGCCGGUGGUGCACGAGGUGCGCGGGGGCCCGGAGACGACGAACGAGUCGAACAGGCACUGGCACCGGGCGGUGUUCGGGGGGAGCCGGUCGGGGCGCCGUGAGCACGCGUGGAUCGACGCGCGCGACCUCGCGACGGCGCUGCUGUUGAGCACGACCACCCCCGCAGCGGGAGGCCAGCGGUUCCUUGUCGCGGAAGGCUCGUUCAGAUGGGAGGAUUUCAGGCUGCUCGUGGCGAAGGAGUCGAGCAAGGCGCUUCCCCUCGAAGGUCCCUACGACCCGAGUGCCGAGUACCUCAUUCGGGCGGACACUCGUCCUGCGCAAGAGAUUCUGGGGAUGGUCAAGUACAGGAGCAAAGAGGAGAUGGUGAAGGACAUGUUGGCCGACUACGCACUGCGCGGCUGGCUGUGA